Molecule: messenger RNA, 504 nt
Organism: Letharia columbiana
Lineage: Eukaryota; Fungi; Ascomycota; Lecanoromycetes; Lecanorales; Parmeliaceae
Exons: 1
Coding region: 1-504 (167 amino acids)
Source: RefSeq, a predicted model, not a curated record
AUGGAUGAAAUAUUGAACGUACUUUAUAGUUUACGGAGCCCGACCGACCAGCGACUACGUGGUAAGCUUGCGGAGAUCAUAAGUAUAGCUAUCAAGCUCUGGGGUGCCCUUCGGAAGGACGGCUGUCGAGUCGAUUUCGACUACGACCCUUCGAGCGGUGAUUGGCAGGAGUGGGAUUUUGUUGAUGACGUAGCGACAAAUGGCUCCAUGGCGGCGACUUCGCCCAGCGAGAUACCUGUGGACCAACUACCUUCAAAAUCAUUUAUGUUAUUCCCUCGAAUCACGGGCUCCUUUGGUUGUGCCAGCCCUCGCAUCCUGCACGCGGGAUCGGCUCUUCCUCAUGAUUCUCCGGCCUUUCAAACAGGUCUUCAAGAAAUUGAGCACAUCAAUCACGCGACGAAGGAAUUCAAACGUUAUCUGUGCAGAGGAUCCAGCGCUCAAUCUUCACCAGUAAUAGGUAAACGUCAAGGAGAUUGGCCGGCUCUACAUGGUGGCAACAAUUAA